Bubalus bubalis (water buffalo) is the source of this 1022-nucleotide messenger RNA. It is a transcript of the gene HMGN3, whose product is annotated as high mobility group nucleosomal binding domain 3. The record is from RefSeq and is a predicted model, not a curated record. Gene Ontology annotation, molecular function: nucleosomal DNA binding. Bases 172 to 552 code for a protein of 126 amino acids. Lineage: Eukaryota; Metazoa; Chordata; Mammalia; Artiodactyla; Bovidae. Gene Ontology annotation, biological process: chromatin organization. Gene Ontology annotation, cellular component: chromatin; nucleus. The transcript has 7 exons.
GGGAGACCAGCGAGUAGAGGGCCCCUGGAGGGAGCCGCCGAGGUUGAGGUCCCGGAGGCCGGGCUACGCCAAGACCUGCGCGUGAGCAGCUUCGGAGGCGGCAGCAUCCAGCGGCGGUGCCAAUAGUUCCAGCCCGUUGCUUUACUUUUAAGCUGCACGAAUACAGUCAUUAUGCCGAAGAGAAAGUCUCCAGAGAAUACAGAGGGGAAGGAUGGAUCCAAAGUAACUAAACAGGAGCCCACCAGACGGUCUGCCAGGUUGUCAGCGAAACCUGCUCCCCCCAAACCUGAACCUAAACCAAGAAAAACAUCUGCUAAGAAAGAACCGGCAGCAAAGGUUAGCAAAGGUGUUAAAGGGAAGAAGGAGGAGAAGCAGGAAGCUUCUGGAAAGGAAGGUACCGCAGCACCGUCUGAAAAUGGGGACACUAAAGCUGAAGAGAUCCACAUCUCUCGCUCAACUGUUAGUGUCUCAGCCUCCAGAGGUACCCCACCCAGCACACUGUCAGUAAAGGGGCAGAUUGAAACAGUGAGAGUUAAGGGCACAGAAAACUGAAUCUGUAGCUAACGAGGGAGAAUGAAUGGUCAUGAAAAUUGGGGUUGAUUUUAUGUACCUCUUGGGACAACUUUUAAAAGCUAUUUUUACCGAGUAUUUUGUAAAUGCUAAUUUUUUAGGACUCUACUAGUUGGCAUACAAAAAUAUAUAAGGAUGGACAUUUUACCUUCUCAUAGUCGUGCUUUUUGGAAAUUUCCAUCAUCCUUGAGUAAAAUAAAUACCAGUUUAAUAUUGGGAGCUGUCUGUAAAAUUGAUUUCAGUAUUCUAUGCACUCGCUUUAAAAAUUUAGUCCUGUGCAUCCUGUGGUGCUUUUACUGUGCGUAUUUGGAUUUUUUCAUGCCGUUUUUCUAGAGCAAUAAUCAGUGGUGCUUUUGUACCUAGGUUUUAUGUGAUUUUAAUGAAACAUGGAUAGUUGUGGCCACCUGCUGAUUAUUUGUGGUUUAAAAUAAAAGGUUUUCCUGCCUGCAAAA